This is a messenger RNA of Spirodela intermedia, 546 nucleotides long. The record is from the annotation of a GenBank genome assembly. NCBI's taxonomy places the organism in Eukaryota, Viridiplantae, Streptophyta, Magnoliopsida, Alismatales, Araceae.
AUGGACGACUUCAGCUUCCCGACGCUGGCCAUGGACGCUGACUCCCUCUGCCAGCUCCCUUUCCCCCAUUUCGCCGCCUCUCCGCUGUGGUUCCUCUCCUCCGCCUCCGACGAGAGGGCGGUGGCCCGCAGCGUCUCCUCCUCCGAGGACGCUGGCAGGGACGCGGUUCGUGAAGAGGAUCCCGGCUCCGCCGCCGCGAGCGACGGCGGCGCUGCCGACGGGCCUCCGGCGAGCGAGAAGAUGGAUCAGCUGUGGGAGGACUUCAACGAGGAGCUGGCUUGGCUCUCCUACCGCCAGAUGGAAGCGGAGGGGAAGUUCAGCGCCGACGACUCAGCUCCGGUGUUCUGGCUGGUCGACUCCAAACCGAGGAAGACGAAGGUGGGCCUCCGAGCUCUGCGGAGGACCGACAGCGGCGGAAGCAUCAGCACCACGGGCAGCGGCAUGGUUCACCACCAGAGCCCGGGCUUGGUGGCGGCGCUUAAGCUGAUGAAAAGGGUGCUCUUGAUGAAGACGAGGCACUGCGACGAGCAGCACUCUCACCGCUGA